Macroventuria anomochaeta is the source of this 792-nucleotide messenger RNA. RefSeq lists its product as uncharacterized. Bases 1 to 792 code for a protein of 263 amino acids. The record is from RefSeq and is a predicted model, not a curated record. The transcript has 2 exons. Lineage: Eukaryota; Fungi; Ascomycota; Dothideomycetes; Pleosporales; Didymellaceae.
AUGACUUCACCGCUUUUGGCUUUACCACGCGAGAUACGCGACACCAUAUACGCUCGCCUCAAUCGAGACGUUGCCGUCAAAGACAAAUAUAAGCUUUCUCACAACCACAUCUUUGUCAGGAUCAAGGGUGCACCUUUGCCACAGCUGCUACUUGUCAACUGGCAGCUGCACAACGAAUACAAAGAGGCGAUCAGUUACUCAGCACACAUUGCAAUAGACACACUAGGUAUGGCAUCAGUAGCGAGUGUACUGAAUGAUGCGACUAAUGCGGUGGUUGCAGAGCCCUUUUGUUUCCACCACCUCGACGCUCGACUGCAGCACAUCCUCGCAAAUCAAGUUCGUAGCAUCACUCUGAUGAUCGACUGGUGCGUCAGAUCUGCCGAGCAAGAGAAACGCCUCUCCAACAAUACCAACUUGUUCUGGCGCAUGUUCCAAGAACUCGCACACGAAAUUGUACAUCCUCAGGUGACUACCCUGAAGAUCGCGUAUCUCGACUCCAUGGGUGGUGGUGUCUCAUUCGAAAUGCUCGAUAUGAUCGAAAGGAUCAUCCUGGACAUGCGACAAGAGCGAGGAGGUAACCAGCACCCCGUCCGCGCAGUGCCAGGCUGGAGCUGUGGUCGCUCCGAGAUUGACCAGCGUGAGGCCUCUAAGGUGGCUCCUGGUGGUGCUGUCUGCGAUAAGUGCCACCGCAAGGAGGAGGAAGGAGGAGGAGCAAGGAGGAGGAGCAAGGAGGAGAAGCGCCGUGAACACGAUAGGCUCCGGAAGAAGCGGGACAGGGUGUACCGGUAUUAA